Molecule: messenger RNA, 3627 nt
Organism: Trichoderma virens Gv29-8
Lineage: Eukaryota; Fungi; Ascomycota; Sordariomycetes; Hypocreales; Hypocreaceae
Exons: 5
Coding region: 1-3543 (1180 amino acids)
Biological process (GO): chromosome organization
Cellular component (GO): chromosome
Molecular function (GO): ATP binding; ATP hydrolysis activity; protein binding
Source: RefSeq, a predicted model, not a curated record
AUGAGGGUGAUAGAAGUGAUCAUUGACGGCUUCAAGUCCUAUGCCGUGCGAACGGUGAUAUCAGGAUGGGACGAGAGCUUCAACUCCAUCACCGGCCUCAACGGCAGCGGAAAGUCCAACAUUCUCGAUUCAAUAUGCUUCGUUCUCGGAAUCACAAACAUGUCCACUGUCCGGGCGCAGAACCUCCAGGAUCUCAUAUAUAAACGAGGCCAAGCGGGCGUCACCAAGGCCAGCGUCACGAUUGUCUUUGACAACAGAGAUAAGAAGAAGUCUCCCAUUGGAUUCGAGGAGUAUGCCACCAUCAGCGUGACUCGACAGAUCGUUCUUGGCGGCACGUCCAAGUAUCUGAUCAACGGCCACCGCGCGCAGCAACAGACGGUUCAAAACCUCUUCCAAUCCGUCCAGCUGAACAUCAACAACCCAAAUUUUCUCAUUAUGCAGGGACGAAUCACCAAAGUCCUCAACAUGAAGCCCGUGGAAAUUCUGGCCAUGAUCGAAGAGGCUGCGGGUACGAGAAUGUUCGAAGAUAGGAGAGACAAAGCGUUGAAGACAAUGGCAAAGAAGGAAACAAAGCUUCAAGAGCUCAGUGAGAUUCUCAGAGACGAAAUCGAACCCAAGUUGGAGAAACUGCGCGGAGAGAAGAGAGCCUUCUUGGAUUUCCAGCAAACACAGAAUGAUCUAGAGCGGCUCUCCCGCGUUGUGGUAGCAUACGAUUACACCAAAUGUCAAGAGAAGUUGAAACAGUCCGCGGCUGAUCUUGAGGCUAAGAAGCAGCGCCAUCAAGGCCUCGAAAGUUCAGCCGCUCGUCUUCGUAACGAGAUUUCUCAUCUGGAAGAAGAUGUCAAGAGAAUACGAUCACAACGAGAUAAGGAGCUCAGGAAAGGUGGCAAAGCACAAGGUCUCGAGGAUACGGUGAAGAAGCACGCCAAUGAACUGGUGAGACUCACAACAGUCAUGGACCUGAAGCAUUCGAGUUUAAAUGAGGAAGAGGAAAAGAAAGCCGCUGUCGAGAGGACGGUGUCAGAAUUGGAAGCUACUCUCAAGAUAAAGACGGCAACAUUCGAUAACGUCAAGGCAAAGUGCGAAAAAGCCAAGGAUGACUUGGCAAAGCAGAGCACGGAAGCCGAAUCUAAAGAGGAGCUGCUGCAGACAUUGCAGACUGGAGUUGCUUCAAGGGAGGGACAAGAAAAUGGAUACCAAGGUCAACUCCAAGAGGCAAAAAAUCGCGCUACUGCUGCCGCAACCAUCCAGGAGCAGGCAAAGAUCAAGAUUGCACAUUUGCAAGGUCGAGUUAGGGAGGAGGAACCCCGAGCUCGGAAAGCCAAGGACCAGAACGCCGACCUCUUGCGUGAGCUGGAUGGUUUGAAGUUGCAGGGACAGAGGCUGGAAAAGGAAUUGAGCAAACUCGGUCUCGAGCCUGGCCAAGAGGAAGCAAUGUACAAGCAAGAGUCGAGUUUGCAGCAAACUGUCCGAAGUCUGCGGCAGGAUUGCGACACACUGAAACGACAAGUUGCCAACAUCGAGUUCAAUUACUCCGAUCCUAUUCCCAACUUUGAUAGGUCAAAAGUCAAAGGCCUAGUUGCACAAUUGUUCGCGCUUGACGGGGAGAGAACUCAAGCUGGAACAGCACUGGAAAUAUGUGCCGGUGGGCGACUGUACAAUGUCGUGGUUGACUCAGAAGUCACGGGCACGCAGCUGCUUCAAAAGGGCAGGCUAAGAAAGCGAGUGACAAUUAUUCCUCUAAACAAGAUUUCGGCUUUCAAGGCGUCAGCACAAACCAUUGCAACUGCACAGAGACUUGCGCCUGGUAAGGUUGAUCUCGCACUGUCACUGGUUGGCUAUGAUGAUGAAGUGGCCUCUGCAAUGGAAUAUGUCUUUGGCAAUACACUUAUCUGUGCGGAUGCCGAGACGGCGAAAAAGGUUACGUUUGAUCCCAAUGUAAGAAUGAGGAGCAUCACACUAGAAGGAGAUUCCUAUGAUCCUUCUGGAACACUUUCCGGUGGCAGUUCUCCAAACUCCAGUGGUGUUUUGGUGACAUUACAAAAGCUCAACACUCUGACUCGGCAGCUCCAUGAGGCUGAAACACAAUUGAAAGAUAUUCAGAUCAUGAUUGCCAGAGAGAAAUCCAAGCUAGAUCAAGCCCGUCGGAUCCAGCAAGAUUUAGACUUGAAGAAACACGAGAUCAAGUUGGCUGAAGACCAGAUUAGCGGAAACUCAUCUUCUUCAAUCAUCCAGGAAGUCGAAAACAUGAAGGCGACCAUUGCUGAGCUGCAAGCAAGCAUAUCCGACGCCAAAUCACGCCAGGCUGAGGCCAGUGCGGACAUCAAACGCAUUGAAAAGGAUAUGAAAGAUUUCGACAGCAACAAGGAUGCCAAGCUAGUAGAACUUCAGAAGUCUCUAGACAAACUGAGGGUGAGCCUCGAAAAGAACUCAGCAGCUGUUAAAACCCUACAAAAAGAGCUGCAGGGUGCUCAGCUAGAUCUAGAGCAAGUUGGGGGCGACCUGUCAGCGGCUCGAGAACAGCUUCAAGAAGUAGAAGUUGCCAUCAAGGCCCAGCAGAAGGAUAUCGAGGAUCUGGUAAAGCAGCAGGCCAAGGUGACAGAGACGCACAAGACCGUCCAAGCCGAACUUGAUGACGAGAGAGCCAAGCUGCAUCAAUUCGAUGAUGAACUUAAAGCCUUGGAGGAUGCCACACGCUCAAAGAAUGCACAGAUCACAGAAGAAGGUCUAGAGAUGCAGAAGCUUGGUCACCAAAUCGAAAAAUUCCACAAGGAACAGCAAUCCGCGGCGGAAAACGUUGCUCGGCUCGAAGCUGAAUACGAAUGGAUUCACGACGAGCAAGACAAGUUCGGCCGCAGUGGCACGCCCUACGAUUUCCAGCGCCAGAACAUCGGGGAGUGCAAAUCCACACUGCGGAACCUGACAGAGCGGUUCCAAGGCAUGAAGAAAAAGAUCAAUCCCAAGGUGAUGAACAUGAUUGACAGUGUGGAGAAGAAGGAAGUCUCGCUCAAACACAUGAUCAAGACUGUCAUCCGAGACAAGCGCAAGAUUGAGGAGACCAUUGUCAGCUUAGACGAGUACAAGAAGAAGGCGCUCCAAGAGACUUGGGAGAAGGUGAAUGGCGAUUUUGGACAGAUCUUCUCUGAGCUUCUCCCAGGAGGCAGUUUCGCCAAGCUAGAUCCUCCGGAGAACAAGACGAUCAGCGACGGUCUUGAAGUGAAAGUCUGCCUGGGCAAGGUGUGGAAGCAAAGUCUGACAGAACUCAGUGGUGGUCAAAGGUCACUGGUCGCACUGUCGCUCAUCAUGGCUCUAUUGCAGUUCAAACCUGCGCCAAUGUACAUUCUCGACGAGGUCGAUGCCGCUCUCGAUCUUUCUCACACACAAAACAUUGGACGACUCAUCAAGACGCGCUUCAAGGGCUCGCAGUUUAUCGUCGUGAGUCUGAAGGACGGCAUGUUCCAGAACGCUAACCGUAUCUUCCGCACACGCUUCAGCGAAGGAACGAGUAUGGUUCAGGCGCUUACGCCAGCGGACAUGAAAUGAUUGAAGCAAAGAAAAUGAUAUUAAAAGAAAGAAGAAAAAAAAAUUAACAAACUUCCGUAUACUCUAACUCUAGGACCAUGCGAU